Pocillopora damicornis (cauliflower coral) is the source of this 1062-nucleotide messenger RNA. RefSeq names its product cell division cycle protein 16 homolog. Gene Ontology annotation, biological process: protein ubiquitination; cell division; positive regulation of mitotic metaphase/anaphase transition. Gene Ontology annotation, molecular function: protein binding. Gene Ontology annotation, cellular component: anaphase-promoting complex; cytoplasm. The record is from RefSeq and is a predicted model, not a curated record. Lineage: Eukaryota; Metazoa; Cnidaria; Anthozoa; Scleractinia; Pocilloporidae.
GUCGUGUAUGAAGCUAUGGAUAACCGAGCUUUAGCCACAGAUUGUUUCAAAGAUGCGCUCAAAAAUGACGUGCAUUGUUUUGAAGCGUUUGAUCUGCUUGUUUCUCAUCACAUGCUGACCGAUAAGGAGGAACGAGAGUUGCUGUCUUGCCUGCCUUUCUCAGAGCAAUGCAUGCCUGAAGAGGUUGAUUUGUUGAAGUUCUUGUACGAAGGCAAGGUGAAGAGGUACUGCAAACCUGUUGACCCAAAGCUACCUCCUGGUUUGGAAACCCUGUACGACAACCUGGAUGUAGUUGCUGGAAUGGCUGAGCGGCACUUUUACAACUGCAGUUACUAUCAGUCAUACAAGAUGACAUCUGCUGUCCUGACGUCUGAUCCUUAUCAUGAGGCUUGCUUGCCCAUUCAUAUCACCUGCCUGGUAGAACUGAAGAAAACGAAUGAGCUAUUCUACCUUGGACAUAAGCUUGUUGAUAACUAUCCUCAAAAGGCUGUCGCUUGGUAUGCAGUUGGCUGUUAUUACUAUGUCAUUGAAAAGUAUGAGCAGGCUAGGAGGUACUUUAGCAAAGCUACCAGUAUAGAACGAGUUUAUGGACCAGCAUGGCUUGCAUUUGGGCAUGCUUUUGCAGCAGAAGGAGAGCAUGAUCAAGCAAUGGCAGCUUACUUUGCAGCUUCUAAGCUAAUGCCAAGAUGCCAUCUGCCUCUUCUCUAUAUUGGUCUGGAGUAUGGAAAAACCAAUAAUGCAAAACUGGCUGAGAGAUUUUUUGAACAGGCUUUAAUUCUUUCACCAGAUGAUCCUUUUGUGAAGCAAGAGAUGGGCGUGAUUGCCUUUCAAAAUGGAGAUUAUCUUUCUGCAGAAAAGAACUUCAAGGCAGCUCUCCAGAAAGCACAGAUCACUAGCGGGGAAGUUCUCUCAGAAACUUGGGAGACACUGCUCAGUAACCUUGGCCAUGCCUGCCGCAAGCUAGGGAGAUACCAAGAAGCAUUACGAUACCACAAGCAAGCACUUGUUCUUUUUGCUAACAAAGAGAAACAACACCACCUUGGAAAGAUGAUUGUGCACUAA